Messenger RNA from Exophiala xenobiotica, 1383 nucleotides. RefSeq lists its product as uncharacterized. Lineage: Eukaryota; Fungi; Ascomycota; Eurotiomycetes; Chaetothyriales; Herpotrichiellaceae. Bases 837 to 1214 code for a protein of 125 amino acids. The record is from RefSeq and is a predicted model, not a curated record. The transcript has a single exon.
CUACGUACUACCCUAGUCACUCUGCUGCCUUCAGCAUCGACGCAGCGGUACGGUCCCGCAAACCUCAAAAUGGGCAAUGAAGGAUGCGUGUGUUUCGUGUCUCUGGCCGACAGAGUCCGUUUGGGUGCUUUCUGAACAGUCGAUGGUGGGCAAAACGAGGCCAUCAGCGACACUUCAUACCUCUUCAGGUUGCGGGAUAGGCAACCCUCCUGCAAUUCGUAUUACAGAAUGUUGGCCAAUAACUCUCUACGAAGCCGACAAGUGACUUUAUACUGCGGCAUUUUCUCAAUCUCAGUCGUGGCAUCAUCGGCAGAGCCUCAGCACCACGGCUUAUGGCGACCUUUCCGAACACUUCCGCCCAGAGGUGGACGAAGGAAUCCCUGCACCUAGCAUAUCAACGCUCAAUUAGAGCAGCCCCUACGGCCGCAGCCUUACAGGUCGGUCUCGUUUCUGCGUGUUCACAGUUUUCUAUUUGGCUCUUUCACCGGAACCGCUUACUAUACCCCGGAUUUAUUCGGAUGUCGGUUCAUUUCGAGUGAGUGCUUAUGACCCUAGAUGACUAUACACAGAGAGCGGGUUUCGACGUCAUUGAGGGCUUUUAAGGACUUCUAUGCUCGUCGUGGGGCAUCGGCUCAGCAGCAUAAAUAUGGAUCAGGUGUUCGCGUCUUCGACGUCUGACACCAUCACUUUCCAAGCUUCAUCAACAAGGACCAAAAGCUAGUCACCAAACCCAGACAAGCGCGCUAUCAAAAGUCCAUACCAGGCAGCGAACCUUCGUGCACUCUUCUCAACAAGUCAAACCUGCUUGCAACCACAACAAACCAGGUACAUCGACAAUGGCUGAGGGAUUCAACGGCAUGGCCAUGGACCAACCUGCCGGCUCUAGCAGAACCAAUCCUUAUGCUGCCGAGUCAUGGCUCGAACCUUGGCUCAUCAAGCACUCCGAAUUCUAUCGCAAACACUUGACCCGCGACGGCCGCCGCGAGAGCAAAUCUACAAGACGCCACAGCAUUGUCGCCGAGGGUCUCGAGUCGAGGAAGAACUCUGACGCCGUUCCGGAAGCUGAGGCUGCCGCCACAGAGGCUAUCCCAGCUCCUGCCGAAGACCCAAGACGAAGUGUCGAGGGCCACACCUCGGAGGCAGAAACUCGAUCGAAGAAAGAGAAGGCUCCACAGGGAUGGCGCAAGAGCGUUGGCUGGUUCCCUCACCCAUAGGGGAAUUCCAGGCGGGAUGACCUUUUGGAAGGAUAUGUCCAGAAGAGAUCGCUGGAGUAUCGUGAGGGAGAUACUGGCGGUAGUUGUGCAUUAGAUACCCAAUUUGUUUUCUGUGGAGGUGGAGGACGAGCUGCUAUACACACAAAUUCAUUUAUUUGUUCCAACUGCA